Messenger RNA from Arctia plantaginis, 1602 nucleotides. The record is from the annotation of a GenBank genome assembly. Lineage: Eukaryota; Metazoa; Arthropoda; Insecta; Lepidoptera; Erebidae.
AUGAAUUCUGGAACGACAAAACGUCGGCAGCUGCCGAAACUAUACGCCUGUGCGACUAAGUUAAGUUUGGAGAAUUUGCGAAACAAGGCACUGUUUGGUUUGGAUCUUCUUGAUGCUAAGGGUAUAAGAAGAAUAAAAGUACCUCUUCACGAAUGCAUUAUUCUCGAGUUAAGAGAAUCAGGUUACGCAGAGUCUUCCUCCUAUUUACAAGAUCUCAUUUAUGACAAUGUACAAUUGUUGGAAGAAGAUGAACUCGGAAUUGUGGUCGAUCUAAGAAAACGGCCCGAUUAUUUGAACCAUAUAUAUCCGAUUUUACAGAGAGCCGAAAGGGAACACGAUAAAGGUGACUCCAAAAAGGAAACAUUACAUCUACUUGGUCUAGCACUAUUCUUUGCCGAUAGAGAAAAGGGCAUAUUAUGGCUUGCAGAGAAAUUGUUUUUGGCGGCCAUAGCCGUCGCCAGUCAAUAUUUAAUCGACGGUGGCCGCCAAAAAGCUUGCUGUAAAUACCGUUACGCAAAAUUUCUUCUAGACAAAUUUCCAGCUAUUGAUGAGGAGCCAUUUAACAUAUUAACUGAGGUCAGAGAUACAUCGAUUGGGAAGGAUUGGCUGUUGCAUGAAGAUACCGAGCCCGAUAUAAAUCCAAAAGAAACAGUUUUCCGUGUCACUGCCAUUCAGCUGCAUAGAGUUCUUAUUAAUAAUGCUAGAAAAUAUCGGCCCACCGACGCUGCUAAGGCGGAAAGACUUUCUCGUUUAGCCGAGAGGAGGGCAAAAGAUGCUGAAGAUACUGAUAAGGAAGCAGAAGCUAUAAUUGAAAUAGGCAUUUGCCAGUUGGUAAUGAAUAAUUUGAACAGUGCUCAGAAAACUUUCGAGCGAGCAUUGCAAAUACACCAGAAAAGUAAUAACAUAGAAGGAUUAUGUGAAACGAAAAUGCAUCUAGCAGCCGUGAUGCAAAGGUUGGGUGCGCAUGAAAUCGCAGCAAAACUACUAACAGAAAUGGGAAUGCUGGCAAUGGAUAACGGACUGAGAAGGCAACUCGGUCGGGCUUUGCAUUUACUCGGAGAAUUACAUCUUCGCAGAGAAAAACCUGAGCUUGGCACUCAACAUUUAACUGAAGCUUUUAUGUGUUUCAUGGGUUUUGGUUUCAAUGUAAUAAAGUCCGAACUGGAAGCACCUCAAGCAGAGGGUCCGGAAAAAAACUCCAAAAUAUUGUCAGCGAUAUGCUCCCCUGAAACUUCUGAAAUAUUUGAAGAGGAAGCGGAACAGUCAAGACUUAUGGCAGCUAUUUCUGCUGGUCAAGAGUUGAUGGCAUCCUAUUUCAAUUUAUUGAGAGAAUCUAGGACUUGUGCUAUUGCUAAAAUGAAAACUAUCGAAUGGAAACUAGAUAAACGUGGCUGGUGGAAUUUCAGACGAGAUCAUAAUUAUCUACCAUGCCCAUGUCCAGCUCACAAUCGUACUCCUUUGGAUGUAUUGAGGAUAAAACAACAGGAAGAGAAGGAGGCUACGAUUGUUUCUACAUUGGACAUGCAUGAUGAUGUUGGAAGAAUGGUUUCCGCUCAAGAUAUAAUGAAACUUCGUAGCAGUUAUCUUGCAGGGUUCACUUAA